UUUCUUUAACAAAAUCUAAAAUCCUAUCAAAUAUUACCACAAAAAUGAUGCAUUCUUCCACAUCCAUUUCUUCAAAAAUUCAAACCCAAUUCACUCUUCCUUCAAAUUCAUACAAACAUUCAUUCAUAUCAAUUCCAUCACCUGAUAUUUCAAUCAACUUAUUACAUAAUAACAAUCGUGUUAAAAAUCCGUUACUCUCAAUAAAUAAAAACUCUAAGCUAGUACCAAAGGCCGUAUCCACGGCUUCAAGUACCUUAUAUAAACCGAUAAUAGAAGAAACGUUGUAUGACUUGUUAGGCAUCUCGGAGAGCGUUUCACUCUCCGAGAUCAAACAAGCAUACAAACAAAUGGCAUUAAAGUACCACCCGGAUGUGUCACCACCUGAUCGGGUUGAUGAAUACACCAUGCGGUUUAUUAAAGUUCAAGAAGCGUACGAGACGUUAUCUGACCCCGAAGCUCGGGCUAUGUAUGAUAGCAGUAUUUCAAAAGGGUUACACUUGGCUUUCUCGGGGAAUAAAGGGUCACGGUUUGAGGCGAGAUCAGAGGAGAAGGCACGGUGGAGAGAGUCGUGGGAGAUGCAAGUCGAAGAGCUGCAACGAAAAAGCACGGUGGGUCGAGGUCGUAAGAUGUCGUGGGCAGCCCGAAUACGGGAACAACGACGUGAAACAGGGGACCAUGGGUCGGACCCAGAGCAAUGAAGGCUUUUGGUUUAGUUACGUAGAUGUCCUUUUCUUUCUAGAAUUAAUUAUUAAAACUUUGUACAUUAUUGUCUACCUUUUAUUAUUCUAGAUCGAUUAGUCAAUGUGUACAGUAAGUCUUUCGGUUGUAACUUUGAAAAUAUGGAGUAUACGAUUAAGACUUGUGAUCUAUUUUAGAUCAAUCAAUAGUUCUUUUCAA
This is a messenger RNA of Erigeron canadensis, 897 nucleotides long. RefSeq names its product chaperone protein dnaJ 20, chloroplastic-like. The coding region runs from base 45 to 698 and encodes 217 amino acids. The transcript has a single exon. Lineage: Eukaryota; Viridiplantae; Streptophyta; Magnoliopsida; Asterales; Asteraceae. Gene Ontology annotation, cellular component: chloroplast. The record is from RefSeq and is a predicted model, not a curated record.